CUUCAAAACAAAUCGACUCUGUUUGCGAUGCACCACGUAUAGAAAAGUAUCAGAAACGUGUCCUGUUUUCAUAAAUCGUCCAAAUAUGGAACAUAAUAUAUGAUCAGAUAAUCAUUUAUACUUGUGUUCAGAGAAAAAAAAAAUUAUUAUGGCUGAAAACAGGGAAUUGAUGGAGGUUAAUCCGACCCGAAAGACGAAGAUUUGGGCAGCAAUAGCUGGAAUUGCAAUUGAAGCCCCAAUUUUGGGGUUCAUGUGUUUUAGUUUUCUCACUUCAAUUAUACUUUUGGUAGUAACUUCUCCGUUGCUAGUUAUAUUUAGUCCUCUCUUAAUUGGUGCUGCUGCGGUGCUGGGAGUUGCUAUGGCGGGAUUUGGGGUGGCCGGAGUUACGGCGGGUUUAGGAUUGUCUUCGUUUGUUUUGGUGUAUAGGUCGGUAAUUAAAGGUAGAAUUACCAGCGGAGAGUAUGGCGGCGGUGGUGCUGAUGAAGCGCCGGUUGUUGUGGAUAAAAUGAUUGAACCGGAGGAGGAGCGUGACAGAGAAGUAGCCGGUACUGGAGAUAAAACAGAUGUGCAGGCGCAAGAGGGCAACCCUAGUUCAGAGGCAGUUCAUGUAGAUAAAAUAGUUGAGUUAUUUGAGUCUUUAAAGGAACAUCCACAUGAUCAAAAUGAAACAGCUACUAUUGUCCACAUAGUUACUGUAGAGGUUGAUGAUGAUGAUGAUGAUCAACACAAAAUCAGUUCUGGUGACUAUUUGCAGCAAAAUGUACCAAGACAGAUCCCACUAGAGACUUGAAUCAAUCAAGAAAAUCUAUAUAUGUAGGUUCAGAAGUGGCUAGUUUAUGCUUUUUACUGAGUUGCAGGUUAUGAUUUGUCUUCAUUUCUUAGUUUUUGUGGCACUGUGUGUAUAGACUUUUUGUCAUUUUACUUCUUCUCUACAGUAUGAACAUAUUUGUUGCUGUUUUUAAAACAUGUUUUUAGUGCAAAGGAACUUUAUACUUUAA
Messenger RNA from Solanum lycopersicum (tomato), 998 nucleotides. Its product is annotated as oleosin Ara h 10.0102. Gene Ontology annotation, biological process: lipid storage. NCBI's taxonomy places the organism in Eukaryota, Viridiplantae, Streptophyta, Magnoliopsida, Solanales, Solanaceae. Gene Ontology annotation, cellular component: monolayer-surrounded lipid storage body; membrane. The record is from RefSeq and is a predicted model, not a curated record.